Molecule: messenger RNA, 5171 nt
Organism: Echinops telfairi (small Madagascar hedgehog)
Lineage: Eukaryota; Metazoa; Chordata; Mammalia; Afrosoricida; Tenrecidae
Gene: SLC35A3
Product: solute carrier family 35 member A3
Exons: 8
Coding region: 92-1072 (326 amino acids)
Biological process (GO): pyrimidine nucleotide-sugar transmembrane transport
Cellular component (GO): Golgi membrane
Molecular function (GO): UDP-galactose transmembrane transporter activity
Source: RefSeq, a predicted model, not a curated record
GGGCUCUUUGCAAACUGAUGUCUUACCCUUCUUACUGCAUCAAACUAGAUCCUGUUCAGACAAGUCAAAACAAGCAAAUGAAGAUAAAACAAUGUCUGCCAACUUAAAAUACCUAUCCUUGGGAAUCUUGGUCUUUCAGACUACCAGUUUGGUUCUAACAAUGCGUUAUUCUAGGACUUUAAAAGAGGAGGGACCUCGGUAUCUAUCUUCUACUGCAGUGGUUGUGGCUGAACUUUUGAAGAUAAUGGCCUGCGUUUUACUAGUCUACAAAGACAGCAAAUGUAGUCUAAGAGCAUUGAAUCGAGUGCUACGGGAUGAAAUUCUUAAUAAACCUAUGGAAACACUUAAACUUGCUAUUCCAUCAGGAAUAUAUACUCUUCAGAAUAAUUUACUCUAUGUGGCCCUGUCAAAUCUCGAUGCAGCUACUUAUCAGGUUACAUAUCAGUUGAAAAUUCUUACAACGGCAUUAUUUUCUGUGUCUAUGCUUAGUAAAAAGUUAGGUGUGUACCAGUGGCUCUCCCUAGUAAUUUUGAUGACAGGAGUGGCUUUUGUGCAGUGGCCCUCAGAUUCUCAAGAAGAGGAUUCUAAGGACCUUUCAGCUAGCUCUCCAUUUGUAGGCCUCAUGGCAGUUCUCGUAGCAUGCUUCUCAAGUGGCUUUGCUGGGGUUUACUUUGAGAAAAUCCUAAAAGAAACAAAACAAUCAGUGUGGAUAAGAAAUAUUCAGCUUGGUUUCUUUGGGAGUGUAUUUGGAUUAAUGGGUGUAUACAUUUAUGAUGGUGAAUUGGUAUCAAAGAACGGAUUUUUUCAGGGAUAUAACCGACUGACCUGGAUAGUGGUUGUUCUGCAGGCACUUGGAGGCCUUGUAAUAGCAGCUGUUAUUAAGUAUGCGGAUAAUAUUUUAAAAGGAUUUGCAACCUCUUUGUCCAUAAUAUUAUCAACACUGAUAUCCUAUUUUUGGCUACAAGAUUUUGUGCCAACCAGUGUCUUUUUCCUUGGAGCCAUCCUUGUAAUAGCAGCUACUUUCCUGUAUGGCUACAAUCCCAAGCCCGCAGGCAAUCUUACUAAAGCCUAGCUGUAUGCUACCUUUGACUAGUUUUUCAAGAUGGUGCACUUGGAAUUUCUACUUUAGUCUUGCACGGAGGACUUCCACAGAUUCUGUGAAGAUAUCAUCAUGGUGAAUCUGAUAUUACUCAGUGGUUUGACAAUAUUAAAAUUUAAAUUUAAAUAUGUGUAAAUAUAACAGAAUGCCUAUUGUAUCUAGAAAUCAACACUUGAAAAUAUUUCCAGAGGGUUGAGUAAUUAUUGGAAAAAACUUGAAAUCUGAUCCUAAAAACAUUUUUACCUUUUGAUUGCUGCAGAAAAGCCCUAUGCACUCUUUGCAAUAGCACACAACAUAUCAGAUAACAAUUUUCAAAAUAAGAUAUAUUUAAUUUUAUUAAGUGUUUUUACCUUAUCCUUUCUGUUCAGAUAUAGCAAAUUACAUGGAAUAUUAAAAGUUUGAAAAUUAUAACUAUUACCUACAAAGCUGUGAAAAAAUAGAAGUAUGAUUUAAAAAUGUUUUUCUUGUUUCUGAGAUUUUUAUAUUUAUAUAAAGGAUUAUUACUUAACAAAAGGAUCGCUAAAUGUUAUUUGUUAAACCACAUAAAAGUUGAUGAAGUAGCAUUAUGUGUUGGCUUUGUCAGCGGAUAAAGUUCAUUUAGGCAGUUGAACACAUCUAUUUCUCCAUGAACAUUUUAAGACCACCUUAGCUGGCACAGUGGUUAAAGCACUCAACCACUAACCUAAAGGUUGGUAGUUCAGAUCCAUUAGCCACUUUUUAAGUAAGAGUGGCAAUCUGCUUCCAUAAUGAUUCACAACCUUGGAAAUCCUUUGGGGCAGUUCUGUUUUGCCCUAUAAAGUCACUGUGAGUCCCAUAGUCAACUUGAUGGUAGUGGGUUGGGUUGAGUUUUUGAUGCUUCAAAACUGCUGGAAGCAAUCCAAUGGAAGUAGGCAUUGGCUAUUACACUGAUAGAAUUUACCUUUAAUCUUCUAAUUGCAUUUCUUUUCUAUAAAUCAGAUAAAUUUUAUAUCUCUAAAAUUUUGGGUGUUAAUUUCCAUUAAAGUUUAAAGAUGUAAGUUGAAAGGGUUAAAUAUUCAUUUAAAAUAAGUCUUGUCUGUAAUACCUCCAUUUGGAGAAUUUUGAACUAUUAAUCAUAUAGUAUAUAUAACUAGUAGAAAGUUUUUAAAUGAGUAUUUUUUACUGAUUGAUUUGUAACAUGUUUUUAAAUUAACACCAUCUUCUCACACACACCCCCACACUCAACGCCCCCCAAAAAUGUGUAGUUGUCAAUGAGUUAAGACCAAAUGAUGUUUCUUGGAGAUAUUCCAGGGUGCAUUCUUUGAAAUGACUCUUUACCUUUAAAUUCAAAGCUUCUCAAGAACUUUUGAGGAGUCUUGGUGGCGCUGUCAAGUGAGCAUUGAACUACUAACUAUACAGUUGGUUGGCAGUAUUAACACAACCAGCCACUCUGUGGGAGAGAGACAGACUAUCUACUUCCAUAAAGGUUUACAGCCUAGAAAACCCUAUAUAGGGUCCUUAUGAAUCAAAUUCGACUAGCAGGCAGGGUGGUUUGUUUUGGUGUUUUUGUUUGUUUUAAAUAAACCCACUGCUAAAGAAUGCUCUGAGUAAUACCUGGGAGAGGUGAGAAUUCUGAGUUCCCUAGUGUGGCCCUACUAGAGCUGCUGUGAAGGAGCUCUCAAAAUAUCAAACUUAAAUGCCAUCAAGUCAGCCCUGGAAGGCAGAAGAACACCCUGUCCUUCCUCAGAGUGGGUCAGUGGUUUUGACUGCUGAUUUUGCCAUUAGCAGCUCAACGCUACCUUAAAUCAGUAGUUUUUGAAGCACUUUGAUUAACACUUGCAGUUGAGGUUGUGAAUUAUAAGAGUUACUGAAUAAGUUGGUUCAAGGGCAGAGAAAAUUUAUCAGAAAUGGUAAGAUGAACUGUUAGACAACAAUGCUUUCUAAAAUUGGGAUGUGGGUUUAAUUCAAUUAUUGACUAUAGGUAUAAUUACCUAUUGAAUAUAAAAAAAAAUUUUAUUUUUUCACUCAUUGUAUAUAUUUUAUAAAGUCUCUUGUUCUCAUAGAUAUUAAAACUGUAAAAAAUAAACUAUUUUUAUAUAGUUCUAAGGUAUUUUGUUAAACAAUUUAAUUCAAAAAUCUUAUAUUACAAACUGUUGGGUACUUUUGGCUAACUAGGAUUGGCUUUGUUACUUUGUCAAUGAGAAUUUAGUAUACUUAAUCUAUCCAUCCAGAGUUUUUAAUGUUUCAAGUUAUAAAAUAUUUUAAAUCAAUUGGCUGAUGAUUCUAAACUCAUGAUUUUCAGUGUCCAUCUUCUACAGCACUAAAGUUUACCACAUUUUAAGCAUGGUGUUUUUGGACUGCAACAACAUGCAGACAUAUCUUAUUAUACAAAGAUAAAUGAAAUCUUCCUCCUACAAAUGCACAGGAUUAACACUAUAGAUUUAUGUUCCGCCACACUGACAGACUGUUUGGGUGCUUAUGUGUGAAUUCACUGUGCAUUCAUUAUUCAUUCAGGUUUAAUCUUCCUGUACUUUAAUACUUCAAAAAUUAUUGUAGGUAAAUUAUUAGAUAUUAGACAUGUUAGUUGUAAUGGUAAACGAUAUAUUUUCAAAUAUCUAAGAUACAAAUUUCAAGAUUCCCACCAAAGUUUAUAAAAUAUAAUUAAAAACUUAAAGCAUAAUUUUUAUUUUGCAUUUCUAGGUUUGAAAAUGUUUACUAUUAAGAGAUUGGUCUUAAUAGUUCAUAAUUUUUAGUUCAUGUAGUUCAUAAUUUUUAGUUCUUAAUAAUCAUGGGCAUCAUAUCAUAGAUACAAUUGAAACCAUUUUCUUGUUUGUGUGAUUGAUGUAUGUUUUAAUGACCUAUUCAACCUCCAAAGGCCUUAUUUUGUCAAUUUGAUAAUGAUAAUCCUUGUUCAUGGUGACUCCUUAACUAUUUAAAUUCCUAUUCUUUUUGGAGGUUUAUUUUUCUUAUCUCUUAACUGUUCAUAAUGAAGCUGUUGUAUUUCAGAAGAGUGCCAAUGAUAGUAAAAAUUUUAAAUAGUGUGUUUGGAAUGAAAAGUUUCAAAUGUAAGUACAAAGUAUUUAGAUGAGUAGUAGUAUUCUUUAAUAACAAGUACAUUUAGAGAAGUCAGACUUUUAUGGUAUAAACUGUAACUUAUAAAUGUAAAACUUAAAUUUAUUUUGAAAGUUACAGAAUUUCAUAGAAAGAAUGGUAUUUAAACUAGAUUGGUAUUUAAACUAAAGUUUGGUAUUUAAACUAGAUUCUGAGGAGAUAGAAUCUGACAGGAAAUUUUAAUUGAUUUUGUACUCAGGAUACUUAAGAGAAUUCUGUUGUUAAAAACGGAUACAGUUUUAUAAAUAUCAAGUAACUCUACUUUUAAAAUGCCUUUGUUCAAUCACUUAACUGAGUUUUGUUUUGUAAAGAGAGACUAGCAGCAUUCAUUUACACUUUAAUUGUGAUACUAUUUAAUUACAUAUGAUAUAUACUUUAAAGGUUUAUAAGCUUACUUGCUGUACUGAAAAAUUAUCCUUAAAAUCUCCAGAAUAUGUAUCAUAAUUACAUAAUAUGUAUCAUAAUAGGACCAAAGUAGAAUCAUCUGUCAAAAUCUAAUUUUGUGUGUCUUGCUUUGCUAAAUGCUGUUAAUAUAAUUCACAUAUUUGGGUCAUGGCCAAAUUAAGUGUUUUAAGAACGUAAUUUUUAUAACAGAAUAACCAUUUGGUUAUUUUAACAUUUGUUCUUUAAAUCCAUUAUCCAACAGACCCUUAAAGUAGAUGCAAAUGGCUUCAAAAAGCAUGUGAAAAAGUUCCAUUAUCGUUCAAUUCCUUUUUUCCUUGAAUUUUUUGAGAUCCCCUCAUGUACAAGUGUUCAAAGCUAUUAACAUGGCAUCAUUGUUCCAUUGAGCUUUUAGAAAAUUUAAGUGUAUACAGUUGUCAUUAUAUUGUUUUUGUUACAAAAAUAGAAUCCACGGUGAUUUUAAAAUGUUAGCCUGUUUUGAAAAUCCUGAACUUGUAAAUUUGAUUUGUGUAAAAAGAUUCUUUUGAGUGAUUUAUAAUUUUGUACGGAUAUAAUUGAAAAGAAUGUAUAAACUGAUCUUUUAUUAAAUGACAUUAAUUGA